Arvicanthis niloticus (Nile rat) is the source of this 2741-nucleotide messenger RNA. RefSeq names its product eukaryotic elongation factor 2 kinase (gene Eef2k). Gene Ontology annotation, biological process: myosin II filament disassembly; response to differentiation-inducing factor 1; protein phosphorylation. Lineage: Eukaryota; Metazoa; Chordata; Mammalia; Rodentia; Muridae. Gene Ontology annotation, molecular function: ATP binding; calcium ion binding; elongation factor-2 kinase activity. The record is from RefSeq and is a predicted model, not a curated record.
CCAACCCCAGCGGCAGCAGCCCCAGCUCCAGCCAGCGCUCGGCUCCUGCACUCGGACGUCUCCAGGCGCCCCACUGCGGCUGCGGGCCUGGCUCUCUGUCGCCUGCGCUCGCCUCCCGGGAUUCUCCUCCGCCCUGCACCCUGGAGCGCCCGGUCGCCAGCCUCUGCCAGCUCCUCGGGAUCCUUGCGGCCGUGGGCAGCGGCUGUCGCGCCUGCCCCACUGUGGGAGCGCUCAGGAAGCCCCAGGAGUGUAAGAGCCAGAGAGGAUGGAGAACCCCGAGAAACCAUGUCCUCUAACUCCACAUGAUCAAAGCUCCAAUGAACUCAUAGAGAUGGAAGCAGCGUGCACAGGACUGCACGGGUCUGCACCAGGUCCUCUGUGACCAUCCUUGCUGCACUUGCGCAGUAACUCUGGCUGCACAGCGGAGCCCUCGGAUUACACGGGCACCCCCGCAACAUGGCAGACGAAGACCUCAUCUUCCGCCUGGAAGGUGUUGACGGUGGCGGGUCCUCCCGCACUGGCCACAAUGGGGACCCUGACACAGACAGUGACGAUGAUGAGGGCUACUUCAUCUGCCCCAUCACCGAUGACCACAUGUCCAACCAGAAUGUCAGCUCCAAAGUCCAGAGCUACUAUAACAACCUAAUGAGAACGGAGUGCGGCUCCACAGGGUCACCAGCUAGCUCCUUCCACUUCAAGGAAGCCUGGAAGCAUGCGAUUGAGAAGGCCAAGCACAUGCCCGACCCCUGGGCUGAAUUCCAUCUUGAGGACAUCGCCACAGAACAUGCUACUCGGCACAGGUACAAUGCUGUCACCGGGGAAUGGCUGAAAGACGAGGUUCUGAUCAAGAUGGCGUCUCAGCCCUUCGGCCGUGGAGCAAUGAGGGAGUGCUUCAGGACGAAGAAACUCUCCAACUUCUUGCAUGCCCAGCAAUGGAAGGGGGCCUCCAACUACGUGGCAAAGCGCUACAUCGAGCCAGUGGACAGGAGUGUGUACUUUGAGGAUGUGCAGCUCCAGAUGGAGGCGAAGCUCUGGGGGGAGGAGUACAACCGGCACAAGCCCCCCAAGCAGGUGGAUAUCAUGCAGAUGUGCAUUAUUGAGCUGACAGACAGACAAGGCCAACCCCUCUUCCACUUGGAGCACUACAUUGAGGGCAAGUACAUCAAGUAUAAUUCCAACUCAGGCUUUGUCCGUGAUGACAACAUCCGACUAACACCACAGGCCUUCAGCCAUUUCACAUUUGAGCGUUCUGGUCAUCAGCUGAUUGUAGUGGACAUCCAGGGUGUGGGUGAUCUUUAUACUGACCCACAGAUCCACACUGAGAAAGGCACUGACUUUGGAGAUGGUAACCUUGGUGUCCGGGGAAUGGCCCUCUUCUUCUAUUCUCAUGCCUGCAACCGUAUUUGCCAGAGCAUGGGCCUUGCGCCCUUUGACCUCUCCCCACGGGAGCAGGAUGCAGUGAAUCAGAGCACCAAGCUAUUGCAAUCAGCCAAGACCAUCCUGAGGGGGACAGAGGAGAAGUGUGGGAGCCCCCGCAUAAGGACACUCUCUGGCAGCCGGCCCCCCUUGCUCCUUCGCCUGUCAGAGAACUCCGGAGAUGAGAACAUGAGUGAUGUGACUUUUGACUCUCUGCCUUCCUCCCCGUCUUCAGCCACACCACACAGCCAGAAGUUGGACCACCUCCAUUGGCCAGUGUUUGGUGACCUCGAUAACAUGGGCCCUAGAGACCAUGACCGCAUGGACAAUCACCGGGACUCUGAGAAUAGUGGAGACAGUGGAUAUCCAAGUGAGAAGCGAAGUGACCUGGAUGAUCCUGAGCCCCGAGAACAUGGCCACUCCAACGGCAACCGAAGGCCUGAAUCUGAUGAGGAUAGCCUGGGCAGCUCUGGACGGGUCUGUGUGGAGACGUGGAACCUGCUCAACCCCUCCCGCCUGCACCUGCCGAGGCCCUCAGCUGUGGCCCUAGAAGUGCAAAGGUUAAAUGCUCUGGACCUUGGAAGGAAAAUCGGGAAGUCUGUUUUGGGGAAGGUCCAUCUGGCCAUGGUGCGUUACCACGAGGGCGGGCGCUUCUGCGAGAAGGAUGAGGAAUGGGAUCGAGAGUCAGCCAUCUUCCACCUGGAGCAUGCAGCUGACCUGGGAGAACUGGAGGCCAUCGUGGGCCUAGGCCUCAUGUACUCUCAGCUGCCCCACCACAUCCUGGCUGAUGUCUCUCUGAAGGAGACAGAAGAGAACAAGACAAAAGGCUUUGAUUACUUACUGAAGGCGGCAGAAGCUGGUGACAGGCAGUCCAUGAUCUUAGUGGCCCGAGCUUUUGACACUGGCCUGAACCUCAGCCCAGACAGGUGUCCAGACUGGUCAGAAGCCCUGCACUGGUACAGCAGGGCCCUGGAGAUGACGGACUGCGAUGAAGGCGGGGAGUAUGACGGGAUACAGGACGAGCCCCAGUAUGCACUGCUGGCCAGGGAAGCAGAGAUGCUGCUCACCGGGGGAUUUGGACUGGACAAGAACCCCCAAAGAUCAGGAGACUUGUAUACCCAGGCGGCCGAGGCAGCCAUGGAAGCCAUGAAGGGCAGGCUAGCCAACCAGUACUAUGAGAAGGCGGAAGAGGCCUGGGCCCAGAUGGAGGAAUAAUCGUCCCACAGGAUCACUGCCAAGGAGAAGGGCUGGGGAGGGAGGAUGGGACUCAUUUCUUUUGGGAGGGGAAAGUAGUUUUACUAUCAUAAAUUCACUUUUAUAUUCUA